AGAACUCAUUGUUAUAGUAGUGGUAGCUUUUUUAUUUUGCGAAUAUCUCGAAAACUAAAGCCGAACGGUAAUUAUCUGCUUGGUGGAAAUUCUAGAAAGUGUAAAACCGUUUAAAUUUUCAUUUUGUUUCUUAACAAAAAUUUUUAAACUAGCAAGAAGUAUUUUCCAUAUCAAGUCCGUAGCAAUAAAAUCAAAAAGCAGAACCGGUUUAGCAAUAACGAGCUCUUGUAUGAUGAAAAGUGCUCGCCUCUGGAUCGUGAAGCUUUCUCUGGGGGAAAAAUGGAAAAAAAGAAUAUUGGUUUCAAAGUGGAAAUAAUUAAUCAGUGAUAUUUGUCGGUAAGUAACUUUCUCAGCAAUGUCAACGGAUCUAACAGGAAUCUAUACAAAAAGUAAAACAAAAUAGAAAUUUCCUUGGGGCAUUACUGGGAAAGAGAGCAGAUAUAAGGAGAACCUGGCUCAUUAGAAUUCACAGUUUGCUAUUAAAUCUGUACAUUACCAUAUUGAGCCUAAGACGGUUUUUACGAAAUUUAUCGUGGGUUCUUGGAGCUGUAAAAUUUGUGCGUCUAACUAUAAGAGGGGUAGGUUUACUCGAGGACCUACAGUUUAUUUCACAACACGUAGAUCUUCGGACUUCGAUCAUGAAACUCUCGUUGCAAUUUGCCAUACUUUUAUCAGUAUUAUUGAUUACUGCAACAGAAGGAUUAUUUUUUGACUACCCAAAGAAAGUUUUGAGUGACUUUAUACAUUCACUAAAAGCAAAGAAAGAAGCAAAGAAAAAACCAUAUGAAAAUGAUAUACAACAUUAUCAUUAUCAUUAUUAUCCAAUAAUAUAUUCGCUAUCUGACCCGCCCACAAAAGCGCCUAAAAAGUACGAAUUAGAAAAGAUUCACAACGAACAUCUCGCAACACUUGGAUGGUCCAGUCACGAGUACAAAAACAUUCCCGAACCUAAAAUAAAAAUUCUUCCGUAUUCAUUCAACUCAUGGAAAGAUUCUUUACCAUGGGAAUACAAAACUUCAGAAUUAGAUUUUUCAGAAACGGUGAAUUACGACAUUGAUAACGAUAUACUUGUACAAGUUCCAUUCAGUCAAAAAAUCGUCAUUGAACAUUCCAACUUCGAUGAAAAAUUGAAAAGGAGCAUAUUAUAGAAUUGAUAUCACAAGAUCAUAGAUUUUGAAGAUUCUAUAUAUGUAUAUGUAUGUAUUGUAUAAAAAGGAAGGAUUAUACGGUAAAAAUACUGAAGAAUUUUACUAAAUGAAACCGAAUUUACACUGAAAAUAUUUAUAAUUUUGGAUCAGACGUAUAAUUUUAUUUUAUUGCGUUUAUUAUCUCGUAUCUGCUCGGAGAGCACUUUAUAGGAUAUUUCCAAUAAACGAUUAAUAAUCGAAGGAGGCGGCAAUUUUCUUUUUUCUAUACGAAUUUUUUGUUGUUCCACAUAAUCUAAAUGGAGAUUUGAUGCUAGUUUCUCCAUGUACUUAUAAUCUGUUAAGCGAAUGACGUAACUUCCCAUUAGUUUCUGCAGUCGUGAUUUUACUGGCGGAUAUGUUAUCCUAAAAAAUUAACAGCCAAGAAACUUUGAUAAAGCAGAAAUAAGAUUAUAUUAAAUAUGUAUACUUAAUUCUUUUAAUAUCGUUAUAAAAUAAAGUUUGAACAGUU
This is a messenger RNA of Osmia lignaria (orchard mason bee), 1656 nucleotides long. RefSeq lists its product as uncharacterized. The record is from RefSeq and is a predicted model, not a curated record. NCBI's taxonomy places the organism in Eukaryota, Metazoa, Arthropoda, Insecta, Hymenoptera, Megachilidae.